AUGGUUAAUUUUAGAAAGGAAAAUGACAAGGCCCUCUCAGGCGGCGGCGGCUGCGGUGGUGGCGGUGAUGGAGGCGGCGUGGGUGGUGGCGGUGGUGGUGGUGCUGAACAAGAGAUGCUCAGCGUGUUCAAGCAAACUGGAAGAUUGAAAUCAACACCUUCUGUUGCUCUUCACGCGGUAAUGGAAGCUAUGAUGAUGAACCCAUCUGCUUGUUCGAUCUUUGCGAUUGAGUUAGUUGACAUGUCCACAAGCAUUGAACCCCAAACCAGGGGUGGACUGGUACUGCAGUCGCCAGGAGAUCCCACUCCUCUAGUCACCUUAGAACUGUCAAUGAGUUCAGAUCAACCUCAACCGUUCGUUGAUGUUUUGAAAGCAGCAGAUGAGAGAUUGCUUACAUAUUGCCCCUGUAGAGAAAUCUCAGCCACCGAAGCAUUUCCUCCAGGUUUUGGACGAAAUGCUCAACGUAUUAGUGCAGACGAAAUCUCAGCCACCAGAGCAUUUCCUCCAGGUUGUGGAAGAAAUGCUCACCGUAUUAGCACCGACAAGCACCUGAACUCUGUUUCUUCUGAAAAAGGCAAUAGCGUUGGCUGUGAAAGAACCAUUUUGGAGCAUAGGCCUUCUGAGAAGACAGUCAGGAAUGAAGCCAAUCAUGCUGGAAAGGAAGUUCAGGAUGGAUAUGCCUGCAGGCAUUCUCUAGUGGGUGCUUCAAACUGUCCCUGCAAACAAGGAAAACAGGUCACUAUAUAUAACUCGAGUGGUACAAUUGGAAUAAAUGCAAAGAAGCAUAAACUCAUGGAGAUGGGAAAGUCUGUAUCUGCUUCGAGUGAAAAGAAACAUAAAACAGAGAAUUCAGGAGGAUUAAUUACAGAGAAGAAAGUGCCUCCUAAAGGAAAGGUUGCUUACUUAGAUCCGGGUCAACUUUUUGCCAUGUAUAAGGAUGAUAAUGCAUGGCAUGAUACUGAAGAUGAAAAUGUAAUUAAUGGCUGCAAAGCAAAUGUUUCGCACAACACAGACAUUAAGGCUCUCAAUCUGUUUAGGAAUAUUUUGAAGGAAGAGGGGAAAAUGUCAAAGGAGCGAGGAAAUUCAACCCACCGGAUUGAUUUGCUAGCAUAUGAGUGUCUAAAGAAAACACAUAUGUGGGUUAACCCUGGGACAGCAAUCUUGGGUUCCAUCCCAGGGGUUACAGUUGGUGAUAAAUUCCAGUACAGAGUGGAGCUCUUAAUUGUUGGUCUUCAUCGCCCCUUAGAGUCUGGCAUAGACUACUUAAAGAAAGGAGGAAAAAUUAUUGCCACAAGUAUUGUUGCAUCUGGGGGUUAUGACAAUGACACGUCUGAUCCUGAUGUCUUGGUUUAUAGUGGUCAGGGCAGCAAGUCAAGGAAAGGAGAUAAGCGACCCAAGGAUCAAAAGCUCAAAGGAGGAAACCUUGCACUUAAGAACAGCAUUGGUGAAAAAAUUUUUGUAAGGAUUGUUAGUCGGGGAACGAUAAUUUCAGAUUAUGUCUACAAUGGGUUUUACUUGGUGGAGCAAUAUUGGGCAAAAAGAGGGGAUUAUGGGAAUCUAAUCUUUAAAUUUCAGUUGAGAAGAGUUGCAGAUCAGUUGAAGCUUCAUUCAAGGAAGAAUUAAAAGAAACAGGAAGUACUGGUAUUGUUGGACAUGGUCUAUGUAGAUAGUGGUGCUAACAACUAAAGUUUGGAUUUCAGGUUGGUCAAAGAAUGUUAGUUAUCACGGAGGAAAAUUACCUAGUUUUGUUAUACUGUUAUGUUUCCCUUUUUCACUGUAAGUUGCUAAAAUCUAUGGCAUUUCUUAAAUUUUGUAGCAAAUAUGAUGCAUUCUCUGCCUUU
Messenger RNA from Telopea speciosissima, 1841 nucleotides. RefSeq names its product histone-lysine N-methyltransferase, H3 lysine-9 specific SUVH6-like. Lineage: Eukaryota; Viridiplantae; Streptophyta; Magnoliopsida; Proteales; Proteaceae. The record is from RefSeq and is a predicted model, not a curated record. The transcript has 6 exons. Bases 1 to 1623 code for a protein of 540 amino acids.